Molecule: messenger RNA, 1437 nt
Organism: Eptesicus fuscus (big brown bat)
Lineage: Eukaryota; Metazoa; Chordata; Mammalia; Chiroptera; Vespertilionidae
Gene: DMRT3
Product: doublesex and mab-3 related transcription factor 3
Exons: 2
Coding region: 1-1422 (473 amino acids)
Biological process (GO): regulation of transcription by RNA polymerase II; male sex differentiation
Cellular component (GO): nucleus
Molecular function (GO): protein binding; DNA-binding transcription factor activity, RNA polymerase II-specific; RNA polymerase II cis-regulatory region sequence-specific DNA binding
Source: RefSeq, a predicted model, not a curated record
AUGAACGGCUACGGCUCCCCCUAUCUGUACAUGGGCGGCCCGGUGUCGCAGCCGCCGCGGGCGCCCCUGCAGCGCACGCCGAAGUGCGCGCGCUGCCGCAACCACGGCGUGCUGUCCUGGCUCAAGGGCCACAAGCGCUACUGCCGCUUCAAGGACUGCACGUGCGAGAAGUGCAUCCUCAUUAUCGAGCGGCAGCGGGUCAUGGCGGCGCAGGUGGCACUGCGCCGGCAGCAGGCCAACGAGAGCCUGGAGAGCCUCAUCCCCGACUCGCUGCGCGCCCUGCCGGGACCCCCGCCGUCUGGGGACGCCGCCGCCGCCGCCGCCGCCCCGCAGCCGCCGCCGACCUCGCAGCCGUCCCAGCCGCCGCGCCCUGCCGCCGAGUUGGCUGCGGCCGCCGCGCUGCGCUGGGCCGCCGAGCCCCAGCCCGGGGCGCUGCAGACGCCGCUCGCCAAGCCAGAUUUGACUGAGGAGCGACUUGGGGACAGCAGCUUGGCAGACAACGCAGAGUCCUUCAGCGACAAAGACACGGACCAGAGGAGCUCCCCAGACGUUGCGAAAAGUAAAGGCUGCUUCGCCCCCGAGAGCCCCGAGGUAGUGUCGGUGGAUGAAGGUGGGUACGCAGGCCAGAAAAACGGGGGCAACUCGGACAGCCGCUCCGACAGCCCCAAGUUCCACGGGGAGCAGAACCACCUCCUGAUCGAGGGCCCCUCGGGGACCGUCUCUCUGCCCUUCAGCUUGAAAGCCAACAGACCCCCCCUGGAAGUGUUAAAAAAAAUAUUCCCCACCCAGAAGCCCACGGUGCUGGAGCUGAUCCUGAAGGGCUGUGGGGGGGACCUGGUGAGCGCCGUGGAGGUCCUGCUGUCCAGCCGGUCCUCGGUCUCGGCCGCCGAGCGGACUGCCGCCGAGCCCGAGAGCCUCGUGCUGCCCUCCAACGGGCACCUCUUCGAACACACCUUGAGCUCCUACCCCAUCUCCUCCUCCAAGUGGUCCGUGGGGUCGGCCUUCCGCGUCCCAGACACGUUGAGGUUUUCUGCGGACUCCAGUAACGUCGUCGCCAACCCCCUGGCCGUGCCCCUGCAGCACCCUUUCCCCCAGCCGCCCCGCUACCCGCUCAUGCUGAGGAAUACUCUGGCGAGAAACCAGUCGAGCCCCUUUCUGCCCAACGACGUCACCCUGUGGAACACCAUGACGCUGCAGCAGCAGUACCAGCUGAGGUCCCAGUACGUCAGCCCUUUCCCGGGCAACUCUGCCAGCGUCUUCAGGAGCUCGCCGGUCCUGCCCACGCGCGCCCCCGAGGACCCGCGGAUCUCCAUCCCCGAUGAGGGGUGCCCCAUGGUGUCCAAGCAGCCCAUUUACACCGAGGACGACUACGACGAGCGGUCCGACUCCUCAGACUCUAGGAUACUCAACACAUCAUCCUAAAGUGGCACCGGAUGG